UAGCAAUAGCAUUAGAUUUUCUCCAGGGGGCGCGUGUUCAGAUUUCGUGAUGAUUUUAGUUUUUAAAGAAAUAUAAUCGUUAUGUUGUGCUCGUUAAAAUAAUUGCGGUGACCAUUUAAAAAGCUUUCUUUUUUUACUUUAAUCUUUUCCAGUAAUCAAACACGUCCGCGCACUCGGUACAGAUUAGAAAAGUAACAGCUGACACGUGACAACACAGCGGCUAGCCAAUUGGAUAAUAAUUUACAUCUGAAUUAAACACCAAGAAACCUGAAAUAAGCGCAAAUUGAAUAUUUGAAAUAAUUAUACGAUUUUAUUUAACAUGUACCCUUUGUGACAGACCAACUAGAGGUCACGACCAUCCAUAAAAACGAUUUAAUUGUAUUGCCUUUCUACUUUCAUUAUUCCAUCUUUACAUGUACAAUUUUUAGUUUUCAAUACAUUUCAUUUUUAGUAUUUAUAAAAAGAAUAGACGUUUAUGUGUUAAUGUUUAUGAUUUAUCCUCCGAUUGGAUGGUUUUUUUUGCGCAGGGUAAGACGCACCUGUGCGACUGGGGGCGUGGUUUAGAAACAUUUCUCCGCUAGCCUACGGUCAAAAACUUCACACCUGUGGAGAGAUGCAGUGCUGUAACAUAACUUCACCUAAAUCAUCAUUUAAAGUUAAACGGUGACUUACUAGACUCGUUUGCUAUUUGGAUUUGGUCGAUAUGACGCUUUUUGAUCUGAAUGUUUUCCUCUUCUUCAUCACAGGUUAUGUGUGUGAUCAGAGCAUCUCCCCGACUGAGCCCGUGUCCGUGGAUGCUUUGGUGGGCAGCGAUGUGACGCUUGCUGUAUCUCAUACUGGAGCCUCUCAUCCUCUGGUCACAUGGUUCAUGGAAGGUCUUCCUGUUGUAAUAUGGACUAUAGGUGAUGACUCCUCUCCAGAUGUUUCUUCAGACCACUCCAGCGUGUUUAAAAUGGAACAGAACGGAUCGCUCACCCUCCGAAAUGUGUCACACAUUUAUAAUGGAACAUACACUGUGGAAAUGACUAAAAUCGGAGCGAUGAGGGUGAGCGCUACAUUUUACCUUUUUGUUUAUGAUAUCCUCACAAAUGUCUCCCUGCGCACGGAUCCAGAUGAGGCCAUUGAAGGUGUCCUUGUAUUUACCUUCUAUUACAACACAAUGCAAGGGGAGGCCAGAGAGGUGCAGUGGCUCUUUAAUGGAGUCCAGCUGGAAAGUGGAUCCCAUUAUUCCAUCAACGGGAAAAACCUAACAAUAAACCAGCCUAGCAGAAAUGACACGGGCCGCUACGCUGUAGUCCUUACAAACCCGUUCAGCUCUGAGACACAGCAUAAGACGAUCACAGUGCUGUAUGGACCAGAUAUGCCAGUUCUCAAGGUGAGUCCCACAAAAGCAGUCUUUGUUUCUGGAGAUUCUCUGUUCCUCUCAUGUCAGGCUGAGGGUCUGCCGCCCCCCUCUGCCACAUGGUUUUUCAAUGGCAGCUUCAUUCAAGGGUCUCCAGGAGGAUCCGUCAACCUCACCGACGUCAAAACGCAUCAAAGUGGUGUUUACACCUGUGUGUUGAUUAAUCCAAAGACUGAGGCGAAGCUGAGGAGAAACCUCACUAUAGAUAUCUAUGAGAUUCCCAGCGGUGAGCCAUUGUGUUCAGUACAGGCUGUAAGUGAAACCAGAGGGCUUCAGUUCUUCUGUCUGUGGCCAGGUGGCGCUCCAGAAGCACUGUUGUCUUUCCCCGGCCUGAAUGCGAAUGAGAGUGGGGUGGGAAAUUUCAAUAUAACUCCAAGUGACAUCCAAAAAUUAAAUGAAAAGGAGAUCAUCUGUAAAGCAGAACAUCCUUUGAUUCAGACACAGUGCAGUGUCAUUGCAAGUGGUCCUGUUGAUUUUCUACCAGUAAUUUUCACCAACAUCAGCCAAGAUGAACGGACAACUGUUGUGAUCCACUGCAAUACAGAGGCUUCACCCAAACCCAUCGUGUACUGGCUAAAAAAUGGACACAGACUGAAAAAUGGGUUCAAAUACCAGAUCAGUAUCAACUCAACUCAACUGUUCAUCAAUGAUUUUAAUGCCAGUUCUGCAGACCUCGACACAUACACCUGCAUAGCCAUCAAUCCACUCGGCAAUAUAACCUCCAACGCCACACUGCUCGGCCCUCAGAUUUUAGAUUCCAGUAUUUUUCUGAGUGAAAAUCAAACAGAAGUGACUUUAAAAUGGGAUGUUCCUCCCAAUUCUGUCAUUACAGGAUUUGAUAUUCAGAUGAAAGGCCCAGACCUCGCUGGCUCUUCCCGAUCAGAGUUUCGCACCAUUCGAAUGAUGCCGAGCUUCGCCAGGACUACAAACAUCUCUGGUCUUGAUCCGGAAUCUGCUUAUACCUUCAGGAUCAUUCCUUUAGCAGGAAAAACCACAGGGGAACAAUCAGAGCUACACCGGGUUCAACCAGGUGCAGGUCUUAAAGGUGCUGCCAUUGCUGGUAUUUCUGCUGGACUCCCCUGCAGUAUUAUUCUGCUCCUCGUUGUCUUGGGUUUCAUCUACUGUGGAAAACCUGACAGAAACCCCAAGUAUCCCAUCUCAAGAGCGGUGGAGAAGGUCAUCUGUCAGUCAGCUGUAACUGACCCCCAUCAUAUCCCAGAACCCAAGCGGUCGAAUGCAUUACCUUAUGCGAAUGCUCGUGUGAGGAUGGCCACCACUGUGUGAUUCAGAGAGAUCUUUAAUCUUAUCCAGUAAUUGAACUAGGACUGGACACAGUGUCCUAACCAGAUAUGAGAUUGCAGUUGAAAAUGAGAAUGUUGCUCGAUGCAACAAAAUUACAAUUGAUCAGAUCAUAUUUUCAUGGUUAAUAUAAUGGUUUAUGAAGCAAGAUUUUACAGAAACCAAGUAACUGACAAAAUUGUGGCCGGUUAAUAGGUCAAUGUUUACCUGUUUUUAAAGUUUUUUUUUUCUUUUUAUAGGUGAUGUUUGAUUAUAUUCGUCUUUGAUCGUGUCUGUGAAAUCCUAUAAAGUGUAUUUGGAGCAUCAAAGUUUGAUCUACUGUAUGUAUGUAUGAUCUUACUCAGUCCAUAGUAAAUAUAUUAAGGUUAUUUUCACUGAAUGUUUUCUUACAUUGUGUAGGAAGAUUUUAUAUUAAAAGCUGUAUGACACAAAAAUGACCUUUGCUGGAUUUUCAUAGGAAGGAUCACAUAUUUUUGGAUUAUUGUGAAAUGGUAAUUUUUCACCAAUAAAAUCUAUUGCAUACAUUACAACUGUACAAAAAAUUUUGCUGUAAUACAUUUGACAUCUUCUGUAAAAUAUAAUGCUAUUUUAUGUAUUUC
This is a messenger RNA of Misgurnus anguillicaudatus (oriental weatherfish), 3300 nucleotides long. Lineage: Eukaryota; Metazoa; Chordata; Actinopteri; Cypriniformes; Cobitidae. The record is from RefSeq and is a predicted model, not a curated record.